AUGCCUCUCAACACCCAAACCACAUCCACUCUGCAAGGCAUCAUUGACAAUGCCUGCUCCGAUCAAAAGACAGGCAUCCCGGGUGCAACCGUCGUAGUGGUCGAUAAAGAUGGCGAGAUCUUUGCCCACUCCGCAGGCAAGCGAGGUCUCAAUACCCAGGAGCCCAUGACUCUAGACAAUGUCUACUGGAUCGCCUCUUGCACCAAAAUGCUUACAGGGGUUGCUUGCAUGCAGCUUGUGGAGCAGGGCAAACUGAAACUCGAUGACGGGGAACAUGUUGAGAACCUCUGUCCUGAACUCAAGAAACUCAAGGUUUUGAAGCCAGAUGGCAGUCUGGAGGAAAAGAAGAAUGUUAUUACUCUUCGCAUGUUGCUAACCCAUACUGCCGGCUUCGGAUAUACCUUUUUUAACGAGAGACUCAGAGAUUGGAGUCGGCCGGCGGGGGUAGAUGAGUUCUCGGGCAGAAUUGAGGAUAUCACGCUGCCGCUUCUUUUCCAGCCCGGCAAAGGCUGGGAGUACGGCGUCGGUAUUGACUGGGCCGGCAUCGCACUUGAACGCGCGACCGGCCAGCGCUUGAAUGACUAUCUCCAGCAGCACGUUUUCCAACCUCUCGGCAUCAAAAACAUGACCAUGCUCCCAGGCCACGCCAUGCGAUCUAAGCUUGCGUACAUGCAUCAACGAGAUCCAGACGGCACGCUUCGAGUUCGGGAUCACCUACAGCGCCUUCCACUAGUAAUUGAUCCCGACAAUGCAUCCGAAGCUGCUUCUGUCUUCAACAGCGGCGGCGCAGGCAUGUUUGCGCAGCCGCAGGAGUACGGAAAGGUGCUCACCAUGCUGCUCAACGGAGGAACAUGCCCAAAGACAGGAACUCAGAUCCUGCGCAAAGAGACGAUUGAUCAAAUGUUUAGCAACAGUGUCGAGAAAUUUCCUGAUUUUGCACGUCAAGGAAUUCCUGCGGCUAAACCGGAGUUGACAAACCCGAUCGGAGAGCUUUUCCCUGUCGAUGGCAAUCCGCCUCAGGGCUGGGGACUGACUUUCUUCCUUACCAACGGUGGUUCAUCUGGGCGAUCCAAAAACACUGUUCAGUGGGCGGGACUUGCGAAUCUUUGGUGGUGGGCUGAUCGGGAUAAUGGUGUUGCUGGAAUUAUAUGCACGCAGAUUCUGCCAUUCGCAGAUGCCAAGGUGUUGGGUCUUUGGGCUGAUGUUGAGAAGGAGGUUUAUAAAGCAAUCUUGUAA
Molecule: messenger RNA, 1236 nt
Organism: Fusarium sp. VM40
Lineage: Eukaryota; Fungi; Ascomycota; Sordariomycetes; Hypocreales; Nectriaceae
Source: the annotation of a GenBank genome assembly